This is a messenger RNA of Plasmodium coatneyi, 981 nucleotides long. Its product is annotated as KIR protein. NCBI's taxonomy places the organism in Eukaryota, Apicomplexa, Aconoidasida, Haemosporida, Plasmodiidae. The record is from RefSeq and is a predicted model, not a curated record. The transcript has 2 exons. The coding region runs from base 1 to 981 and encodes 326 amino acids.
AUGAAUCAGGACUUGCAGUGCAAGGUGGAAGAUUUACCCUCCAGAAAAGUGUAUAAAGCAUUUGGCAAGAAUGGCGAGCACGGCAAACAUACAUGUACGGACAUCACUAAUUGGGAAGAACAAAUGGAAGAAAUAGUGACAACUGCAUUAAGUAGCCCUUUGUUUGAUGGUCUAGAUUAUGUGAAGGAAAUUGCGCAGGCUUCUUGCCUUCUAUCUAAGUUAAAAACAGAUAGUUCAUCAUGUAGCAGAAUUUGUGAUUUUUUUUAUUUCUGGUUAGGGGACAAAUUAUGUGAAAAAGUGAAGAACAUUAUUAAAGUUCGCAGUAUUAUGCAGGGAAUCUAUCAGAAACUCGGAAGCAACAACGGUCAAUGCAAUUACCAAGAAAUGAACGAUAAUUUUGGUUGCCCUAAUUUCAGGAGAGCAAAAACCAUAUUCGCCUAUUACCACGAUUAUAAAACCAUAUGGACGGCACUAAAAGAUUCUAAGUCUCGCGGCUCCUCCUCCUGCUGUACUGCAUAUAACGACUACCUGCAGCAAGCUCAAUAUGCUUAUGGACAAAUACAAGCAGGUUGGUCACUUAAUCAAGAUGAUUACUUUGCAGAAUUCUGGGACAAGUUCGAAGGUAAUGGUAAUGGUAGUGGUACUAUCCCAAAACCAGGAGAACUGAAAAAUAAGGCACUGUCUGAAGGAGGGGACCCUCCACCACUCGAAGGGGACGAGGACGGAACAGAUGUGCCUAGUUGCUUAACACAGUUGCUUUCACAACCUUCAGAACUUGCUGCUGCACCAUCAUUACCACAGCAGGAUGGUGCUGCUAGUGCUGCUGCUGGGAGCAGCAGCAACAUCGUCGCACCAAUCGUCUCUUCUGCAGUGGCCGGAAUAGGCCUACCAGCAGCUGUCGCUUUCUUCCUAUACAAAGUAAUCACAAUUAUAUUAGCAAAAAUGAAUAAUAAUAAUGACAUUUUAUUCAUAUUUACUUAA